CGCUUGCGUUUUCAAAUUAAGGAAACCAAAAAAACUGACAGGUAACCCUAAUUCCCUCUUUUAUAAAGAACCCAAUACGCCAUCUGAGCUCUCUCAAUUUCGGCCGGUGGGGAAGAAGGCACACGAGCGAGCUAUCCGAAACGCAGAUAGACAGCUGAACAGCUCUGCAAGUCAGGUUAACGAGGGGACGGGGAGUGGUGCGCUUCGUCGUCUUCGGGGUUUCUGGGGUUUGAGCUAGAGGAUGGUCGGGGGAGGUGCCGGCGGGAGGACGAAUGAGCAGGUGGUUCUGAACAGUACAAAUGUCUUUGCUGCGCUCGACACCUUGAGGAAGAAGAAGAAGAGCUCGAGCUCGUCCGCUGCUGCUGCUGCGAAUUCCGGGAAGGACCGCCACGGUUCGUCUAAAUCGAAAUCGACCAAGGACGGGGAUAAGGAGUCCGAGAAGGUGUUCUGGUCGCCGGCGCCGCUGAACUCGAAAUCUUGGGCCGACGUCGAUGACGAAGAUGAUGACGAUUACUUCGCGACUACUGCUCCUCCAGCUGUCGUCUGGGGUGAAGAUGAUGUUGGUGCCCAGAAGGAAAAGGAGGCUGUGGAGGAAAGUGAAAGUGAUGAAGAAGGUCUUGAUGAAAUUGAUGAUGAUGUGGAGGAGGAACAUGAACCCGAACCUGAAACAGCCACCGAGGUGGAGCCAGUUCAGAAGCAACCUGAGAAUUCCUUAGCUCCAAAAGAAUCAGAAAGACAACUUUCGAAGAAGGAAUUGAAGAAAAAAGAGCUUGAAGAACUUGAUGCCGUUCUUGCCGAGCUCGGAAUGGCCAAACCGGAGUCCAGUAGCCAUGAAGUCGCUGAUGAUGUUUCACAAGAGAAGAAAGCAGACAACAACGGACAAGUGAAGAAUGAAAAUGCUCCAGGCGAGAGCAAGAGUGCCAAAAAGAAGAAGAAGAAGGAAAAGACCUCAAAAGAAGCCCCCAAGGAUCCCGAGGGAGAUGGCGCUGGAAGUAGCAACGCUGAAGCUGAAAAGUCUGAUGAUGCAUCAAGCGGUGUUGAUGUGAAAGAGCGGCUGAAGAAAGUGGCGGCUAAAAAGAAGAAAUCAAGUAAAGAAGUAGAUGCCGCUGCCAAGGCUGCUGCUAGUGAGGCUGCUGCCAGGCGAGCAAAGGUUACUGCCGCAGCAAAGAAGAAGGAGAAGUCUCACUACAAUCAGCAGCCUGUGCGGUAAGGCAAGCAAGAGAAAAUUUUGUCCUCGGUUCUCGUCUUUGAUUUUGAUGAUGCAAGUAGUACCUCAGGCUAAGGAUUUAUGGCGCGAUAUCGAUUGCAGCUUUAUUUUGAGAAGGGAUAGAAAGAUACUUCUUCGUUUUAGUUCUUCACUUGUCCUGGUUUUGUUAGCAAUGCUGAACCUAGUGCUUCCUUAAAUAGCCUAAAUAUGAAAUGAUAGGUUUCAUGGUUCAUUUCUUUGUAAUUUUUGCGGGUAAAUUGCAAGGUUAGUCAUGGAAAGUGUUAAAAUAUUCAUGUUUGGUGACUAAAAGA
Messenger RNA from Linum tenue, 1518 nucleotides. NCBI's taxonomy places the organism in Eukaryota, Viridiplantae, Streptophyta, Magnoliopsida, Malpighiales, Linaceae. The record is from the annotation of a GenBank genome assembly.